Messenger RNA from Protopterus annectens (West African lungfish), 4265 nucleotides. Its product is annotated as KIAA0319 ortholog. The record is from RefSeq and is a predicted model, not a curated record. Lineage: Eukaryota; Metazoa; Chordata; Ceratodontiformes; Protopteridae. Gene Ontology annotation, cellular component: plasma membrane; cytoplasmic vesicle. Bases 198 to 3245 code for a protein of 1015 amino acids. Gene Ontology annotation, biological process: negative regulation of dendrite development; neuron migration. The transcript has 20 exons.
UUGUCCUUUUAAAGUCCAUAGCAACCAGAGAAGAACGAUGCAGCCCUAGGAGAAGUGAUGGCUUGAGCGAGGCUACUGGUAUUACCGUGGGCUUAAUCACUGCUUCUGCAUUAUGAUGAACAACCCAUGAUACAGGCUGAAUAGCAGAAUACACAGACUACUUUUUACAAACCUGGGUGUGACCAUAUUGCUUUGCAAUGGUGCUCCUCUUUUACGCCUUCUGUUCAUUGCUCUUAGCAGUAACAGGUUGCUUUGCUGAGCCUUGCAGAGAAGGUGCCAAGUACUCAAAUGCAAUAAUUGCAUUGUCACCUAAUGUGAAGACAACUAAGAUCCUUUCUGUGCCACGUGCAUCUACCAUUGCCGACUGUUUGGCAGCCUGUUGUGACCUGCCAGGGUGUGACUUGGCCUGGGUAUUUGAAGCCCGAUGUUAUAUUGUAAACUGCCAGCAUAAGGAAAACUGUGAACCAAAGAAGACAUCAGUAGUGGAGUCUUAUCUAGCUUUUGUAGAGAGAUCUUCUCAGAAAUCUGUUCUUCAGACCCUACAUGAACAGAGUCUCAGGAAUUGGAAUCAUUUAGCAGAGAUACAAGGAUACUCUGAUGAGGAAGACAUGUCUUUAUUUGAUAAGGACCAUUCCCUUAGUGAGCUUCCAUUGGCUGGGAAAUAUCCUGAGGAUUAUGGAGCCUUGGCAUCAGAUAUCAGUCUACUGAACACCAAGCAUGAGCUGACAGAAACACCGGAUUAUGUCAGAUGGCAUCAGCAAGUGAGAGCAGAUGGUAUAAGGAACCUUUCCAUGUUAGAUACUGGUGAAACUGAUGGCAGUUCAUCUGAUACAGUGAGUGGUGGUACAAGCUCAGUGGGUGGUAUCAGAAAUUAUUCUCAACAAAAGCAAACGGUGGAGAACAUUACUGAAAUAGGACCAGCAUCUACCAAAAGUACUAUUUUCCCCUUAGGAAAUAAUGUCGGAGAAGCUGCAAACAAAAACAUGAAAGUUGGCGAAGGCAUGAAGAAGGAAGGUCUCAUAUCCUCUGUUGACUUAAAGCCAGUGAUGCUGGAAUCUCCAUCACCUGUGUAUGAAGACAGCCACACCUUCUUAUCAGUUCAAAGAACAUUUGUCCAAGAAGUGAUCACACCACCUUCUACAAGUAUUCAUGUAUCUUUUCCAAAAGAUGUAACCACUCACUCCUCAACAACUAAACCAACAGUUUUUAAAGCCCUUCCAUUGACUGGUGAUAUCAAGGAGAUAAGUUUGCCCCAAAAUGAGGUAAUAACGGAUGCUUCUGUUGCACCCAAACCAACCACUGCUGAGAAAGCUGUAAGAGUAAAUCAGCUGCCUGUAGCCAUCAUAUCCCCAGAAUCACAAGACAUCUCACAACCUGAUACACUGGUCAUCAUAAAUGGGAGUCAAAGCACAGAUGAUGAACAAAUUGUCACUUAUCAUUGGGAGUUACUAAGAGGUCGUCUCCAAGAAAAGGAAAUUCUGAAUGAUUCACCUGUUUUACGCUUGUUUAGUCUUCUGCCUGGCAAUUACACAUUCAGGUUGACAGUCAUUGACUCAGAUGGUGCAGCCAACUCUACCACUGCAACAGUCAUGGUCAGAAAACCAGUGGACUACCCUCCAGUUGCAAAUGCUGGUCCAGAUCAAAAAAUUGCAUUACCUUUGAAUUAUCUCACCUUGAAUGGAAACCACAGCACUGAUGACCACCAAGUUAUGAACUAUAAGUGGUCACUUAGUCCAAGGAAUAAAAGGAAAGAGGUGGAAAUGCAGGGCAUCGAAACACCAUUUCUGCAACUGACUGGCUUACAGGAAGGCAAUUAUACAUUUCUGCUAACUGUUACUGACUCUUCUGGGCAGCAAUCUACAGAUGAAGUCACUGUGACUGUACAGCCUGUUGCUAAAAUCCCUCCUGUUUCUGUGACUGGACCUGACAAACAUCUGCUGCUUCCAGUGGAAAACCUCACAUUGGAUGGGAGUAGGAGCACUGAUGAUGUUGGAAUUGUAUCAUACUUCUGGGAAAGUAUCAGUAGCCCAGCCCCCGUGUAUAUUGAGAAACCUUAUCAGGCCAUUACAUCUGUAAGCGGCUUACAGCCAGGUGUCUACUGCUUCAGGCUGACAGUAAAGGAUGCACAAGGAUUGACAGAUACUGCUACUUUGAAUGUUGACAUCAGAGAAGAUAACAGGCCACCAAAAGCCAGGGCAGGUGGCAGUCGUAUACUUGUGCUCCCUAAUAGCUCUAUUAUAUUGGAUGGUUCCAAGUCGGUUGAUGACCAAGGCAUUGUUUCAUACAUCUGGAUAAAGGAUGGAAAAAGCCCAGCAGCUGGUGAAGUGCUUUAUGGAUCUGAUAAUUAUGCUCAACUGCAGCUUACCAGUUUAGUGGAAGGAAACUAUAUUUUCCAUCUGAAGGUCACAGACAGUCAAGGGAAUUCAGAUACUGAUACUGCUACAGUGCAAGUGAGACCUGAUCCCAAGAAGAAUGAUCUUGUGGAAAUGAUAUUAGAAGUCAGUCUAAAUAUUGUGACUGAAGAGCAGAAACAGACCUUGGUGCAACAACUGGCAGUGUUACUUAAUGUUCUCGAGUCUGACAUCAAGGUUCAGGCCAUGCAUGCACACUCUGAUUUAAGGUAUGCCAACCCUUUGCUGCUUCAGCAAUUGCUACUUCAGCAACAUUAUGCAAAGAUGUUUUGUGCAAAUGAUCUUUAUAACCUAUGUUGUAAUUUGCACUUCUGUAUGUUGUUUACACUUCAUUUUAUUUUCUUUGAAGUUUGUCAUCUUAAGUGUUCUGACCAUGGACGCUGUGAUCCCAUCACCAAACGCUGCCUUUGCUAUCCAUUUUGGAUGGAGAACCUGAUUCAGCUUUACUUUUAUGAUGCUGAAAGUAACUGUGACUGGAGUGUACUGUACGUUAUCAUAUUGGCAUUUACUGCACUUUUAAUUCUUGUUGGAAUACUGUGGUUAUGCAUCAGUUGCUGUAAAAGCAGAAAAAGAACAAAAGUAAGGAAGAAAACAAAGUAUACCAUUCUUGAUAACUUUGAUGAUCAAGAGAGAAUGGAACUGAGGCCCAAAUAUGGUAUAAAACACCGAAGUACUGCACACAACUCCAGCCUCAUGGUUUCAGAAUCAGAAUUUGACAGUGACCAAGAUACUGUUUUUAGCAAACAGAAAAAUGACAGUGACAGCCCUGCAAAGGACAUAAAUGGGUCUAUAAGAAAUGGAACAUCUUUUAACUUUCACUGUAAGGAAGGUUAAUGUCACUGUUAAUGGUGCAAUGAGAAAUGAAAAUGAACCACUAAUGUUAUUGCCAACCAUCCAAAGCCUUGGAAAAAAAAACUUCCCCAAAUGCUUGCUGAAAGUAAAUGAAGGUUGUAAGAAUGUACUUUAUAUGAUAACACAUUAUUUUGAGCAUGCCCCAUCUGUUUUUCCUAAAUGUUUGGGGAAGAUGACAGGUGUCAGCAUUAGGUUCUGAAACCAACAUUUGGCAUUACCCUACUGUGAUGCUUAUAUAUAUAUAUAUAUAUUCGCAUAGCAGGGACAGUGCUAUAUAUGUUUAUUGCUGCACCGGCAAAAUUGACAGAAUUCAGAUCUAUGCAGACCUUAGACUACACAGUUAGCACUGGCAGAAAUAAAGGUGUGCAGUGCAGUUACAACUUACUAACUGAACUUUAUGUUGGAAGUGGUAAAAGUUCAGACCAAAAGGAUUUUAGACAUGGUCUUGCCUGAUAUGGCUAGGUUUACAUUUUGUUUUCUGCAACAAGCAUUUUUUGCUGAGCUUUGAAUAUAAAGAAAUGCCUUAUUUAUAGAGUUUAGUGGAUAAUUACAUUUCUGCUAGUGUUCUGUUCUUGUCAUGUUUUCCUGUGCGUUUAUUGUGUUGUGCAUUAUGCAUACAAAACAUAUUGCCUCAGGCUUCAGCUGUAACCUUACCAACCAUAUAGGAAUAUUUCAAACUGGAGGCAACAUGAGAUCUGGUAAGUUCUACAGUGUGAGUAUAAUAUAAAGAAUAAAAAAGGGGGAGCAGAUAUUAUAUGGGCCAAGUGAUGCUUAUUUGCUGAUAUAUCCUCUGUUUCCUUGACUAGAAAUGCACAUCUUUUUGACAGAUGAUGGGUAUAGCCUUGAGUUAACCAGUACUGAAACACAAACAUUGUGCUGAAAGGCAAAAGGAUUCAGUGUAUAAGUCAAUAUCUCUCCUAUGGGAACACUUUUUAUUCAGCAGUGUAUUGAAAUACUUGGAAUUUUUAAAUGCUUUCAAUAAAUGAAGCAAGACCUUUUCAA